AUGAACCAGCAAAGCCAGCAGCAGGGCCAUGCGCCAGGUUAUCCCAACCAACCCCAACAGGGAUAUGAUCAGGAGCUGCCAAAUGAGAUCACGUCUUUGAAACUCCCUCCCGAGAGUUCCCCUGCCGCUCCUACUCAGGAGAAGAAAGAGUCCACCGCACCGAUAUCACGCCUCGAAAAAGAUGUUUUGGAAUGGCGGAAGGAAAUGCAUGCGGAAAUGGAGAAACUCAAAGUGUCUCAAAGGGAUCUGGCAAAGGCUGUUGAGAAAGAUAAGGAGGCCAUGUUCCGGGAGCACCGCACGCAGCGAGCGGUUAUCAGGGGCCUGGGCGCGGAUGCGUUCAUUCGCCACAUGGAUGACGAAAAGGAAAUACGCAAACACUUUCAGAGACUUCGUGGAGAUGUUCUCGACGCCUUGCCGGAGAUGGUCAAGGCGGCCGUAGAUAAACACGAUAACCGGGGCCUCCCCCCAAGAAAGCGCCACAGUGGCUCAGUCAACUACUGA
Molecule: messenger RNA, 501 nt
Organism: Thyridium curvatum
Lineage: Eukaryota; Fungi; Ascomycota; Sordariomycetes; Thyridiales; Thyridiaceae
Exons: 3
Coding region: 1-501 (166 amino acids)
Source: RefSeq, a predicted model, not a curated record